UCCCCCCCCCCCCCCCCCCCCCCCCCCAAAACUUUUGUUUUCUACAUCUGAUCCAUGAACAAAACCUGUCACAAAAUCAUAUUCUUUAUGGGUUUUACAGCUAAGGAUGUUCUUGAAAGGGGACAAAUAAAUGAGAAUUCUAGAUGAACCAAAAAGCAGGUUCACGGUAUGUACUUGAAGAACACAUCUCCAUAUUCUCUGAAAACCAUUAAAGAUCAUUGCUUUCUUGUCUUUUUGAGUUAAAUUAGGGCUUUUUUGGCUAUUUUGACCCAUACCCAUUUCAACCCAUUUGCAUUUCUUGACAUUAAUGGUGUCUACCUCAUUUAUUCUUUGUGGGUAUUAUAUAUUUUCAAGAAUCUUGGUUGUUGAGGUAGAACAAGAACAAGAACAUAAGCAUAAGUUGAAGCUAAGGUUGACUUUAGGUUUGAUUCUUGAUCUUUAUUUGAAAAACAUGACCUUUGCUGGCUCCUUUGGAUGAUAGGUAGUAAACAUUGGUGUUGUUUUGAAUGAUAUAUAUAUAUAUACAUAUAUGUAUAGUUUUAUGUCGGGUAAUAGUUACUUAGAUAUGGUCAAACCCUGUUGGAAAGGGAGACUAGGAGGGGUGCAAAAUGGAAGAACAAAUGGGUUGUUGUGGUACAAGGAUUUGGGGAGUCAUGUGAGCGGUGAGUUUUCGAUGGCGGUUGUUCAAGCCAACAAUUUGUUGGAGGAUCAAAGCCAAGUUGAAUCGGGCCAAUUGUGUUCGUCGAAGAACGGGAUUUAUGGGACGUUUAUUGGCGUUUACGAUGGACAUGGUGGACCGGAAACGUCACGGUUCGUGAAUGAACAUUUGUUCUCCAAUCUUAAGAAAUUUGCGUCUCAAGAUGAAGAAAUGUCGGCGAAUGUGAUUAGAAAAUCUUUCUUGAAAACCGAGGAGGAAUUUAUCUCUCUCGUUAGAGAUCAAUGGUGUACGUGCCCGCAAAUUGCCUCGGUGGGCACGUGUUGUUUGGUGGGAGUUAUUUGUAACGGGUUAAUAUACAUUGCAAACGCCGGUGAUUCACGGGUGGUCUUGGGGAGAUCAGAGAGAGGCGGUAGAGGAAUCUUGGCCAUUCAAUUAUCCGAAGAACACAAUGUGAACCGCGAGCCUAUACGAGAUGAGCUUCAGUCGUUGCAUCCCGAGGAUCCAAAGAUUGUGGUUAUGAAACAUAACGUUUGGCGUGUUAAAGGGCUAAUUCAGGUCUCGAGAUCAAUAGGUGAUGCGUAUUUAAAAAGUCCCGAGUUCAAUAGAAAGCCGCUUUUGCCAAAGUUUAGGCUUGCGCAACCGUUUUCAAUGCCUAUCCUUAGUCCCGAGCCUUCAAUCUCCAUACAUGAAAUAAACUCGAAAGAUGAGUUUCUAAUAUUUGCAUCCGAUGGUCUAUGGGAGCAUCUUAGCAACGAAGAAGCCGUUAAUAUCGUCCAUAACUACCCACGUAAUGGGAUUGCACGGAAACUAGUUAAGGCGGCCCUUCGCGUAGCAGCAAAAAAACGAGAAAUGAGAUAUUCGGAUUUGAAGAAAAUCGAAAGAGGAGUGAGGAGACAUUUCCACGACGAUAUUACAGUUGUGGUUGUUUUUCUCGACCCGUCUUUAAUGAAUAUCACUUCAAGUUUCUCUAUAAAAGGAGGCGUCGGGCUACCCGCCCCUAACAAGUUCUGCAUGUAGAUUCGGACACAAAGCGCAACGGUUAUUGUGUUCUUCGAAUCUGUUUCGUAUGGGAAUCGAACCCAUUUGCUCAACUUUUAUGCAAUUUCGAUUCGAAUAUGUAAAAAGAUUCUAUUUGGAUUGUAUUUUGAUUUAUAAUAAGUUUAGUUGUUUACCCUUUAAAGUA
Helianthus annuus (common sunflower) is the source of this 1841-nucleotide messenger RNA. RefSeq names its product probable protein phosphatase 2C 38. Lineage: Eukaryota; Viridiplantae; Streptophyta; Magnoliopsida; Asterales; Asteraceae. Bases 530 to 1675 code for a protein of 381 amino acids. Gene Ontology annotation, biological process: protein dephosphorylation. The transcript has 4 exons. The record is from RefSeq and is a predicted model, not a curated record. Gene Ontology annotation, molecular function: protein serine/threonine phosphatase activity; cation binding.